Ziziphus jujuba (common jujube) is the source of this 5349-nucleotide messenger RNA. RefSeq names its product TMV resistance protein N-like. Gene Ontology annotation, biological process: signal transduction; defense response. The transcript has 5 exons. Gene Ontology annotation, molecular function: ADP binding. The coding region runs from base 140 to 3799 and encodes 1219 amino acids. The record is from RefSeq and is a predicted model, not a curated record. NCBI's taxonomy places the organism in Eukaryota, Viridiplantae, Streptophyta, Magnoliopsida, Rosales, Rhamnaceae.
CUGUGCUCUGCCCUUCUUCAUUGAGGAGAGAGUUUCGAUCUGUGGUAUCUUAUAUACAAGAAAAGCUAGCCAAGAAAUCUAUAAUUUUCCAAUUGAUAUUUUCCUUGUACUUGUGAAUUUGCAGCUGAUUAGAGCAAGCAUGACUUCUUCUUCUUCUUCUCUUUCACUUGACGAAAAGUACGAUGUGUUUCUCAGCUUCAGAGGUGAGGAUACACGCGAUACUUUCACUAGCUACCUUUAUGCAGCUUUAUCAGCAAAGCAAGUCUCAACUUUCAUGGAUCAUGAGCUUGAAAGAGGGGAUGAAAUUUCACCAACACUUAGCAAAGCAAUCGAGGAAUCCAAGAUUUCGGUGAUCAUUUUCUCCAAAAACUAUGCUUCUUCUACAUGGUGUUUGGAUGAACUCGUGCAGAUACUUGAAUGCAAGGAAAGAAGAGGGCAGGUUGUUAUGCCAAUCUUUUACGGCAUAGAUCCAUCGGAUGUACGAAAACAGAAGGGGAGUUACAAAAUUGCAUUUUCUGAGCAUGAAAAACGUUUCCAUGAUAGAAUGGGAAUGGUGAAUCAAUGGAGAGCUGCUUUAACAGAAGCAUCCAAUCUAUGUGGCUUGGAUUCAAAGGAUUUCAGGCCUGAAAACAAGUUAGUUCAAAAACUUAUUGAAGACAUUUCAAAGAAAUUGCCUAAGUAUCUUUCAUCAAAUAUGCAUAUCAAUGGACAUCUUAUAGGAAUUGAAAAAAAGAUCAAGGAAAUUGAAUCAAAAUUAUGCACUGGCAUAAAAGAUGUUCGCAUUAUAGGUAUUUGGGGCAUGGGAGGUAUUGGCAAGACAACCCUUGCUAGUGCUGUUUUUCAAAGAUUGUCGUAUUUUCAAUUUGAAAGUUACUGCUUUCUUUGGAAUAUUAGGGAAGAAUAUUUAAGGUGUGGACCAAAUUAUUUGAGAAAGAAACUUCUGUCCGAGUUAUUAAGUGAUGAAUCGAUUUUGAGGAUGGACACUCCAUUUGUAGCAUCACCUUUUAUUCAUGACAAACUCAGCCGGAAAAAGGUGCUCAUUGUUCUAGAUGAUGUGGACAGUUCAACCCACUUAGAAGCUUUAGUAGAAGGAUAUGAUCACUUUGCACCUGGGAGCAGAAUCAUUGUCACAACUAGAAAUGUGCAAGUACUAAUUAAAAAAGAAGCUGAUGAUAUUUACAAGCUUGAAGGGUUAAAUAAGAAUGAAUCUUUCGAGCUGUUCAGUUUGCAUGCUUUUGGAAACAGUUUUCCUUCAAAAGAUUAUGAACUGCUGUUAAACCGUGCGACAAGCUAUGCUGAUGGAAAUCCAUUAGCUCUUAAAGUCUUGGGUUCUUUCCUUCGCUCCAAAAGCACAGAUGAAUGGGAAAGUGCACUAAAUAAAUUGAAAACAAUUCCCAACAAGGACAUUUUAGAUGUGCUGAGAAUCAGUUAUGAAGGACUAGAUGAUAAAGAGGUCAAAAAUCUAUUUCUUGACAUUGCAUGUCUACUUAAUCAAUCUUUUACUAGAGAUGAUGUAGAAAACAUGUUAGAUGCAGGCCAUUCUUUUGUGAAAAUAGGAUUAACUGUGCUUAUUGAAAAGUCUUUAAUUGAAAGUCAUGAAGACAACAAGCUAUGGAUGCAUGAUUUGUUGCGGCAAGUGGGCAGGGCUAUUGUUCUUGAUGAACAUAGAGAACCUAGUAAUCGUAGCCGAUUGUGGGAUGUGAGAGAUGUUUGCCAUGUCUUCGAAAGAAACACGGGAACUGCAGCAGUUGAAGGCAUCUCAUUUAACAUGGCUGAGAUUAGUAAAGAUGUUAAAUUGUGCCAUGCAGCAUUCUCAGAGAUGUAUAAUCUACGAAUUCUCAAAAUUCAUUGUGACAAUAUUGAUGAGAACAAGUUCAAACUGUACAUUCCCCAAGGUCUUGGUUCUUAUCUUUCUGAUAAGCUAACAUAUCUUCGGUGGGAUUUAUACCCUUUGGAAUCUUUGCCAUCAAAGUUUUCUCCUGAAAAUCUUGUUGAGCUGGUACUACGUGGCAGCCAUAUUCAAAAACUUUGGAAUUAUCAUGAAGUUAAGUCUCUUCCAAUAUUAAGGAGGAUCGAUCUUAGCUAUUCCAAGUUCCUUACUCAAAUACAAAAUCUGUCUCUGGCUCCGAAUCUGGAAAGUAUAAAUCUUGAAGGGUGUAAAAGUUUGGUACAUGUUCUUUCAUCUCUUCAAAAUCUGUACAAGCUUACAUAUCUAAAUUUGAGUGGCUGCUCCAAACUCAGAGAUUUUGAAGAGAUAUCAAAAACAACAGAGGAGUACUUGGAUGUUGCAAGGUUAGGAGGCACUAAGAAUCUUUUAAUUAAUUUCACAUUUCUCAGAAGUUGCAUCCGAAGUUUUAUGGGCAAUUUUUGCCUCUACUCAUCCAAGGGUCACAUUUCUCAAAAGUUUGCACCCAAUUUAAAAUGUUUACUUUUAAGUGAAACAGCUAUAGAGACGGUGCCCCCAUCAAUUGGGCAUCUCUCAGGUCUUGUGGAAUUGAAUUUGAGUUAUUGCACAAGACUUAAAAGUCUUCCAUCAAGCAUUUGUCAUUUGAAAUCUCUUGAAUCUUUAGUUCUCAGUGGUUGUAAGGAACUGAAAACAUUUCCAGAAAUCUUGGAGCCUAUGGAACACUUGAGAACUUUUUGGUUAGAUGAAUCGGGGAUUAAAGAGUUGCCAGAGUCGAUUGAAAAUCUAGUAUCUCUCAAAGAAUUAUAUAUACAUCGAUGCACAAACCUUGAGUUUCUACCCAACCGUCUACGUAAAUUGAGGAACCUUGAGACGAUAGCGCUCGACCACUGUUCAAAAUUUCAAAAAUUGCCUUCCCUUCCACCGUCUUUGCUCUACUUGUCUCUGAAUUAUUGUGAGAAAUUGGAAUCUUUACCCGAGCUUCCAUCACUGUGUUUGGAAUUGUAUGCAAAAUACUGCACGUCACUGGAGAAAAUUUUAAAAUGGAGGGCUCCACUAUUAGACAAUCUGGGUAUUGAUGUCACUGGAAGUAAGGGUGAUACUCUUCAAACUUUUGACUUUUAUGGAUGUGAAAAUUUGGAUCAGAACACAUGCAACACUAUGCUCGCUAAUCUUGCAGUAAUUCAAAUUCUGUCUCGUCUAAAAUUUGUAACAGAUGGCACAGAUUACAUUAAUGUUCUAGUUUUACGCCAUCCAGGAGAUGAAAUUCCAAAGUGGUUCAGCUAUCAAACUUGUGGGACUUCAAUCAAUAACAUUAUGCUUCCUCCAUAUUGGAAUAAUGAUGACUUGUUGGCUUUGGCUUUCUGCAUUGUUCUUCGUCGGAAUAUAAUUGACCAUGGUAUAGACUUCUAUAUUCAUUCUGAACUAAAUCUUAAAACCAUCGAUGAUGGCCGUCUUUACAAAUAUCAUGAUUAUUCUUGGUGGAUAUCGGAAAACAAUGUUAGAUCAGAUCACGUGCUCAUAUGGUAUGUAGAAAAACGGUCUUUACAAUAUUCAGAAUGCAAUAAAUUUAGCAAAGAAAUGGAUGGACUAAAUUGGCCCUCCACUUGUAGCACUGAGGCCUCUUUCCAUGUCCGUCCUUUUUUUAUUGAUAGCAGCGAGCAAGCUUUAGACAUUCGAAGUGAUCAAGCAAGACAUGAGUAUGCCGAGAUUAAGAAGUUUGGGGUUCGGUUUGUGUACAAACAAGACAUGGAGAGAUGUGAUGCAGAAACUGAAAGAAAGAAUAAGAGACAUUUCAAUGAAUGUUGUGAAUCAAGUGGAAGUGAAGCUGUUGACUCUCUUGAGGAAGAAGACGAUGAUCAUGAAUCACAUUCAAAGAAACUCAAGGUUAUAUGACCGUUUAGAAGAUGCAGAGCAAUUGGAUGUUGAGGAACGAAAAAAACAGAACAAUUUUGUGCUACAACUUCGAGAAAUGCUUUGCAGCUAAUUAUGAAAUCAUUAUUGGCACUGAUGUAUAUGAACAAGAAAAUCAAAUAUUUGUCUCCUAAGGUAAAUCCAUUUACUUUGUUUUUUCGGUAAAUUUAAUUUGUAUGAGUUAGUAUACUCUGUUUACAACAUGCGUUUUGUAAUAUUUUGAUGGUACUAAUAUAUAAACUAAUAAGUUUACAAAUUGUAGGGUAAUUUCUUAAGGAAAAUUUUGUCUUUUGUUUGAAAUGAUAGACAUAGAGGGGGAAAAAAUUGACAUGAAAAGUAUUUUGAUGGACUUUUCAUGUAUAUAUUGAUGAACUUCGUUCAUCACCAUUUGGCAUGUCUUUUGUAGUUUCAGGCUUUGAAGAAUAUGAGUGUGAGCUAUGCAGACACCAUGGCACGUAGCUUCAAAUGAAUGAAUGGUACAGUGCCUUGGAGAAGUUCUCUCUUCCUCCUGUCUUUCUUCUUAUUUUGGCAUUGCAACAAUUGUUUUUAUAAUAUCAAUAUGAAUUUCUUUUAUAACUAUGAGCCAUUUUACAUAUAUUUGCAGAGGAAAUCAAAUGAAAUAGAGAAUGAAUUGCAUAAGAAUUACGAUCCUGAGUUGUUUAUGGUGCAUUUUAUGGGUCAAGUAAAUCUUUACAUCUUGAACAUUCUUAACAUUCUGAGAAUAAUAAUUAUCUAUCUGAUUUAAUUUCUUACUUUGUUAUUAUUCUCUGUUGGAAGUGUUUGACAAAAUGUGUUUAUGCAUGGUUGGACAUUUUUGUGUUUUUGAAUUGUAGUUUGUCAUAACAAAUACUCUUUCCAUCAGGUACUAAAUAGUAGAUUCUGAGUCGGCAUAGAUUUGGUUUUGAAUUGGAUAAUGUCAUUUUCUCAAAAUAUAUCGAUUUUAUGAUGAUCAAUUGCAUCUAGUAUGCAUGUAUUUGAACUAUUAGCUUGAUUACUACCAAGAAGUUAAACACCCAAGUAUGAUAUAUGGGUUAGCUUGGAGCUCUACAAGGUCUCAUUCAUCUUUCUUCGGAGCAGUACCAUUGAGUUAUAUACAUGGAGAACAUUGCAACAUUCUGCUAAACACUUGGGAGCCUUAAUACUUUUCUUGCUAAAAUAUGUUGUGGAACUCUGUAUAUUCAUUUCACUUAGACUGGUUUUGUUAAUGAUGGUGAAAUUGCUCAAAUUGGAAUUUUUUUUUUUUUUUUUUUUUUUGGUGAAAUGGAUUGUAAUAUUCAGUAAGCAAUUUUUAUUGGUUCAUUGUCAAGUAGUUUAGAUUAUGUGUCAAAUUAAAAGUGCAAAUGUUCUGCAUCAUAGCACUUGCAAUGGUCCUGUGUUAAUAUACCUGAAAAAGUUUAGUCACUUAUAAUAGCAUCAUGCAGUCGAAAUUUUAACAGUAAUCUUUAUAUAUCUGUGGUUCAUGUUGUUAAAUUUUAACAGCAGUAGAAAUUUUUUUAAUUUUUUAAAAAAACUUUAACAACUUUAACGCAUGG